Saccharomyces kudriavzevii IFO 1802 is the source of this 1275-nucleotide messenger RNA. RefSeq lists its product as uncharacterized. NCBI's taxonomy places the organism in Eukaryota, Fungi, Ascomycota, Saccharomycetes, Saccharomycetales, Saccharomycetaceae. Gene Ontology annotation, biological process: post-transcriptional tethering of RNA polymerase II gene DNA at nuclear periphery; transcription elongation by RNA polymerase II; poly(A)+ mRNA export from nucleus. The record is from RefSeq and is a predicted model, not a curated record. The transcript has a single exon. The coding region runs from base 1 to 1275 and encodes 424 amino acids. Gene Ontology annotation, cellular component: transcription export complex 2. Gene Ontology annotation, molecular function: RNA binding; double-stranded DNA binding.
AUGGACAUUGACAUAGGGAAUUAUUUUGAAAAGAGGCUCUAUGAUGACAAAUUCUUAGAUUUCAUCAGGCAUGAUAUCAAGACGCCCAAAAAGACUAAAUAUGUACUACAAAGGUCUACUGCGACGGAUGAAGAGGGUGUACGACUACAAAGAUUUUAUCAAUUAGGAGUAGACCUGAAACUAAAGCAUUCCAAGCGGAAAUCAUUGAAGAAGCAAGGACGGAUCAAAAACGCUACUGAGGAGCUGUUGCAAUUAUCCAAUGAACAAUUGAAACUCUUCAAUAGGAUAGCAGAAAGAGAAACUAACUGGAUAAUCUACCCACUAUGGGUAAUGGCCAAGCAACUAAUCUGUUUGGCAAAUGAAUCAAAUGAACUUAAUAAAGAGUCGAUCGAAGAGUGUGGGCGUACCAUCCACAGAAGUUUUACCAUCUGUCUCAAUGACAGAAACCCAACGCUGAACGAAAACAAGAAAAUUGGCUGUUAUAUGUUUGCUAAUCUUGAAUUUUCCAUCUAUCAUCGGCUGGACAACAAGGAUAUGAUUAAAAACUUGGUAAAGGUGCUCGAGAGCCGAGUAAAUGCCCAGGAUAUCCCUCCUUUGAAUCAAAGUCUAGCAAUGGAACACAAAUCUCAGCUAGUCUUAUAUAAUUACUAUUUGGGUCAAUACUACGGAUGCCUGGAGAACGACCACGAACGCGGGUUCUUUCACCUAAAUGAGGCACUACUGCAAUGCCCGGUGCUAUAUGUGGAAUCCACGGGCAAGUUUGUGUUGCAGCGACAAAUGGAAAAGAUAAUGAUACUAUUGGUGCCGUUUGCGCUCUUGACAAAGCGAUUGUAUCCACGUUGGGAUCAUCCGGUAAUAACUGGUAUAAUUACGGGGAGCAAGCGCUUCAGCCAGGUCUAUCCGAGGUUAGUGCGCAGUGUAAUCACAGGGAACUUGCCGCUGUUUGAUGCCACGGUUGCCAACCACGAAAGGUUCCUCCUUAAGCAAGGUUUGCACGUCGCCAUGACGCUGCUUCGAGAGGUAGUCUUUGUUCGCUUAGUGGAGCGAUGUUGGCAAUGGGGUAAUGACCGGAAAAGCAUCAUGCCCUUGAGUAUCCUUCUGGCAAUGGACUCACAGCUUAAUUCUGCGGAUGAGGAUGAAGAAGAGCAAUUAAACGCCCUGGAGUGCCACCUAGCGAGUGCUAUAGCAAGUGGGCUUGUACGUGCUUACCUUUCUCACUCUAACCGUUGCAUCGUUUUUAGUAAGAAAGAACCCUUUCCCCAAGGGACAAGAUGA